AGUUCUAGAUCAAUUCGUUAUUCAAUACAGAUCCAAAGCACAUUUCCACUUCUUUCUCAUGCCAUCACGGCAAAGUUGAGAUUUAAAAUAAACCCGUAUUCUCCAAGAGAGUUCUUUUACUCCGCGGUCUUUUUUUUUUUUUUACACCUAAUUGGAAGUUCUAGUUUACGAGGAGCACGGGAACGCAGCAUGAUUUUUGCCGUGGUGAGCCCGUUUGCUCGGUUUCUCCAGCGACGUGCUGCGACCCCUAUCUGCCGGAGCGCGGCACUGUUCUUUCCCCAUGGAGGAGAGGAAGAGGCCGGAGGAGGUGAUGCUGUCAUCUGUUGUCACCGACCGCAGUGAAUGACAACAGCAUGAACAUGGGGUCGUUUUGAAACGUUCUUGUGCAACUUAAUCAUCUUUUGCCCGCGUGUUUGGGCCGUCCGGGAUGACGAUGGCGUCCCAGUGCACGGAGCAAGCCGUGCACGAGUUCCUGAUGGAGAGAGGAGGGAGGGUCCAACAGAUGGAGCUGAUCGAUCAUUUCCUAUCAGUUCUCGGGGAAAAUGACCAGUCGAAGGAAGGGGUGGAUCGUGAGGCGUUGAAACGCGUUGUGGACAACGUGGGUUUCGUGAAGGUGGAAAACGGUGUGAAAUUUGUUUGUUUAAAGAUUGAGGGCAGAGCGGAGUCGGUGAUGUGUGCGGACGCAGACGGCUACGAUCAAGCGGAGUGCAAUGGUAAUAUCCAGGAGACACUGGACAACAAUGUCAACGGCAACCCUGACAACGGAGACCAAACAGGAGUACCCAGCCCACUUGGUGCAGUCCUUGACAAUGACAAACAGUCAAAUGGCAAUAAGCAACCCACAACCCCCUCCCAGAAUAAGGCCAACACGGGGACACCUACCUCUAGUGGAGGAGGGGAGGUGAAGCUGAGGGAUAGGAGGAGGCGAGAGUCAGCCCCAGUUAUCGGGAUGCCAGAUCUGGACCAGGCUCACCCUGGAUGGUCCCACAGCCAGCAGGUGAGAGGGGCACGUAGGGUGUCCAGAGGCUCCCAGCGCGCCAUUCUGACCAGCUGCCUAUCUGAAGACAGCGCACUGGAGGGGCUGGACCCUAUCGGAGAUAUCAACACGCCCAAGGGAAGUCGCAGGAACUUCAUAGAGCUGAUGAUGAGUAGUUCUCCUCAGGUUCGGAGGUCUCUCAUCAACCGUGGCUCACGCCUCCGGGACUCAGUGAGGAGUGAUGGCGAUUCGGCAUCACUCCUCUCCUCAGCCACUGAUGAAGACUGUGCCUCAGUUACCCUGGACCCACUGGAGCACGAGUGGAUGCUGUGCGCCUCAGACGGCCUAUGGGAAAGCCUGCAGGCCCUGCUGUCUGUCGAGCCCAGCCUGGUGGCCAAGAGAGACUUUGUCACUGGCUUCACCUGUCUGCACUGGGCAGCUAAACAAGGCAAAGCUGAGCUGCUCUCCCAGCUGCUGGCCUUUGCCAAGGAGAAUGCUAUACCUGUGAAUGUAAAUGUGAGAUCGAGUGCUGGAUACACACCGCUACACCUGGCAGCCAUGCAUGGACACACACAGGUGGUUCGAGUAUUGCUGUCAGACUGGGAGGCAGACCCUGAGGCUCGAGACUACAGUGGGAGGCGAGCCAUCCAGUACCUUCCCCCACCGCUGGCUGCUGACCUGCAGGAAGAGGGAGUGGUCACUUCACCGGGCGCCGAGUCGGACAGCGAAAACGCUAACGGCAGCAGCAGUGGAGGAGGGCGCGGCUGGAGGUUUCCUAGAGUUCUCCAGGGCAACCUGAACCCACUACGGCUGCUGAACCCACCGGCUGAGGCAGCAGAGGAUGCAGUUGGGACAGGGAAGACUAAAGGAGGCAUGCAGAGGAAGUCGUCUCUCAGUCGUCUGAAUGCCCGGCUGCACCGAGGGCGCCACCGUGCCCAGAUCAUCCAUAGCGCCUCUUUUAGGGACACGGGGGAGGUGGGAAGAGGAGAGGAGCUCCCUAGCAGUCCUCUCCGAACCCGACCACUGUCCAACCUGUUUGGAUGAAGUCACACCAGUCUGAACCAGAGAUAUAGAUAUUUACACCAGUUUGACAAGUUUUGAUUUACAGGAUAAAGUUUAUUCACUUUUAUAAGCUGACAGGUCAGAUCUUUUUAUAACCAAAACUAAUAGUUCACAUCCUAAUACACCAUGUCAAGCUGUUUUUAAAGUUUUAUUAUUACAGGAUUUGAAAUGAAAAAUCUCAAAUGUAUGAUUUUCUAAACAAAUGUAACUUAUUUUUGUUUCUAUUGCAGUUUUUAGACUUAAGUUGACCACUAACUGGAGAACACUGUUUAGAUAGAAUUUUUGUUUUAAUUUGUUUUUGUUUGUUUGUUUGUUUUGUUUGUUUUGUUUAUUUGUUUUUUGCCAUGACAAUUCAUUGAUUUAAACCUGAUUCACUGCUCUGUGAAUUGCUUCUGAAGUUUUGAAGUUGAAUUUUUGUGUUAGUGGGUUUUUCUACACUUUUUUCAGGCUCUGCUUCAGCGCAGGUAACAUACAUUACACCAUUUUUUUUAGUUCUAUACCUUUCACUGGGACAAUGUUCACACAAAUGCAAAAGCAACAGGAGGGAUUGUUUUGGGUUUUCACUUUAGUUUUGACUCACAGUGGUGAGGAAUUUGAGAACAGCACUUGGUUUGAUUCCACCAAGAUAUCCGAAAUCAUGUUUUUGUUUGCAGAGUGAAGUAAUAUAUUUCUAGAACUCAUUUUAUAUAUUUCAUAUACUAUAUUCUUUGAUUGGAUGGUGCUGAAUAUUUUUUUAAUUUUCAAGUAGCAGAUUUUGAUUUUCAAACUGACAAAUCUCGUCUGUCCAAACAACCAUGUACAGUCAGUAUGUUUGCACUUGUCACUUUGAAGAUGGUACGUGAUAAUAUAAGGAAACUGCAUAAACUAAACUAUGUUUUUGGUCCUAGUUAAUACUCACAUGUUAAUAUUGUAUACACACAAUAAGCAGGCCAUCACAUUGUUACACCUUUACAUGUAUAAUCUACUGCAUAUAUAAAUGUACAAAUGAGAUACUGUAAUUUUUCUACACCCUUCACUUAUCUUGAUCAAUAGUUGGUGAGAGUUAGUUUGGUCACAGUGAUAGGCUGCCAUGGCUUUAGUCAGAUCUAAUUACUUAUAUAAAGACUGAUCAGUGACACAGAAUAGGUGUUUCAAAGGGUGGAGGCACAGGGAAAGCUAACAAUGUUUCUAUACCUUUUUAUACUGACCGUACCUCAAAUCCUCUGAGCCUGGUUCAGUUAUUGUUACAUUGCUUAUAUGGGGGGCGGGUUAAGUGGUGUAGGUUUCUGAAGGUCAGUUGCUGUGUUUUUACAGUGUUUUCAGAUAUUUAAUUCUGACUAUUUUCAUUCCAAAAACUAUUCUUAAAUAAUGGCACAGAUUCACUGUUUCAUGCAGAAUUUACAUUUGAACAAUACCCAGGGAACAGAUGCAUAAUGUAAAUGAGAAUCAGUUCAGGUUAAGGUCUAGCAACCAUGGAGAGACACCCACUGAUCAGACAGACAGACAGACAGUCAAUAUACAAUAAAAAUACUGCGUCAUAUGAUGUUGAAUAUAAGAUCUAUAUUGUCCCCAUGUAUCGGUCUGACUUUGCAUGCACACAAUCAUUUGCUCAUUAAUAGUGUCUGUGUCAUCUGUGAAUGUUAAAGAGUCCAGAUCCGAAUAUGCUGUAUGUUUAGCCAAGGAGCACAUUGACUUUUUUACUGAUUUCCCAAAUAUGUGAACCUUAUUUACUCAAUGACACUUCCCAGAUUUCAUGAAUGUUCCCUUUGUAGCAUUUGUACUCAAAUCAUAGGGCUUCAUGUAAUUGUAUGGUUAACACUUUUGACGUAGAAACUUGUUAUACAGAUGUACUUUGACAUCAAUUUUUUCACCUGCAUGAAUUGGGGAAAUGUAAAUGCUGUGUUAUUUUUAUUUCUAUAAGUCAUUGUGUCUUUCUUCUUUGGAAAAUACUGUGAAGUUAUGAUGUGGUGUGAAAGCAGUAACACCACUGUCAUUUUUCUCUUUAUGUCUCAUCCUUAAAUAUUAUAAAGCAAUAAUUAUUUGUGUAAAA
This is a messenger RNA of Lates calcarifer (barramundi perch), 4067 nucleotides long. RefSeq names its product sosondowah ankyrin repeat domain family Ca (gene sowahca). The transcript has 4 exons. Gene Ontology annotation, molecular function: protein binding. NCBI's taxonomy places the organism in Eukaryota, Metazoa, Chordata, Actinopteri, Centropomidae. The record is from RefSeq and is a predicted model, not a curated record. Bases 428 to 2020 code for a protein of 530 amino acids.